AAGAGAGAGAGAGAGAGGAUCCCCCAUUUUAGCUCAACAAUAUUACAGCAGUGCAGAGAUAUCUAUAACAAUGGCAGCCGGCCAUUGUUUUUUUUGUUGUUGUUGUUAUUGUGCUAUUGAUCCUCGUGGCAACCUAAUACACACACAGUCAAUCUAAUUGUUGUUUUAAGCUCUCGUUAGACUGGCUGUUUUCCCCCACAUGAUCAUCAUCCAUUGCCUCCAGGCAUACUGACUUACCAACCGGAUCUAAGACACUGCACCGAAGAGAGAGCGGGAUGGAGCGACAGAUGAAGAGAGAGAGAGAGAGAGAGAGAGAGAGAGACAGAUGAGAGAGAGAGCGAGGGAGGACGAGUGGCCGGGUAAGCACAGGAGAGAAAGAGAGCGCACAGGAGAGCAGGAAAAAAAAACAGCGGAAAGGAAGAGAGUCGCAGGAGGAAGAGGGAGAAUGCACGGCGUCUGGCUAACUCUUCCAUGCUUGUAUCCAGGGCCUUUGUGAAUACACCAUGGGAUGCAUCGGCUCCAGGAGACUGACAGCAGAUGGCGUGCCAGUCCAGAAGGAUGGGGAGCAGGUAAGACCUCAUUCACCUUGUAGCAGAACUUUUCCCACAAGGGAGGACACGCCGAGGAACCAACAUGGCUGAGUUGACGUAGUUGCACGGUGAGCUGCGGCGUUGACAGGCAGCUCACCUCACACACCCCUGGAGUCAAGCUCUUGGUCACGUGCUGCUGCUCCCACUAGUAGAUUAAGAAAGUAGCGCACUGUGCAUCAUUUCCACCACGUAGCCCUGCACAUGAUAGGAUGGCAUAUAGCUGGAAGAGGGAACAAUUUCCGUCUCUGUCGGCUCAUUGCCGUCAGACGAUGUCUUGACGUCCGACCAACAAGAGUUGCUGCUCAUUACUCGUAAAAAAAAAAAAACAGUGACCAUUCCCAUUAUAGCCUCUCCUCACUUCCUCCUCUUUCUCUCUCCUCUGGGACAGGGUGCAGAAGAGAAAGCCAUUUUCCACAAAAAAUGCAGCUUCACUUUUCAACCUAAAAGUACUGCAGACUGAUUCCAUGAUUUAUUUAUGCAUCAUGCUCCACCAUGCCCUUGCAAGAGUAGAAAACACCCACACAGGCCAUCAAAAGAUCAUUUUUUGGGCCUUUUUAAGAAGGAACAUGGGUGUAGCUUCUUCACUGGCGCACUCAACCACUCAAGUGUUAAACCUCUUCAUUACUUGUUCCUCUGAGGAAGGAGACAAGUGUAAGAGGAAAUAGCUACAAAAUAUGUUUACACACAAACAAAGGAGGAGUAAAGAAAUUAAAAGGAAGCUGCCAGUUGCAUGAAGCUAUCAUGUUAUGUUGUUUGGUAUUCAGUUACAUUCAUAUGAUUAAAAAGGAGCAUAAUGAAAAAGUUACAAUAUGAUGAUGGAUGGUUUAAUUUUUUAAAGCCUAUUCGCUGAAGAAAAACAAAAUUCCAUGUCUGUAGCUGACUGACGGAUUGUUGGUAGCAAAGCCUGUGUAUUUUUACCUAUUUUUACAGCACAUUCUGAAGUGGUGGCCAUAUACACGGGUGGCCUCAUUUAGCUAGGCGUGGGUUAGAGGCAGUAGUAUGUCCAUGAGGAAGAAGUUUUUUUCCUUCAUCACAUCAUGAGGACAAACGAUACAGAAAAUGGAUGGAUGGACAUCAUGAAAAGGUCAAAAGUGACCGUUUGAGUGCCUCUUCUCUCAAAAUUGGAGCAAGUUAGGGAGAUUACAUAUUUUUCUCACAUUUGCUGCUUUUAAACAGGCUAUAGGCACACAUGUUAUUAUUGGAAUAUCAUUAAGAAGUCAAUUUUGCAUGUUAGGGGACAUUUUUGAUUUUAAUGUUGGAUUUUUCUACUUUCUGCUGCUACGAUCAAUUAAUGAAUUAAUUAUGCAAAUCCCUACAAUGAAGACAGCCAAAAUUGCAUUUUAUGAGGUGAAAGCUACCCUGUAAUUAGUUCAUCUUUGAAUCGGCCUUAUUUGUCCAUGCAGGUGCACGAUGAAUGAAUGUUUCUACUUUCCACUAAAACUGACUGUUAAUAUCGACUUUUCUGCAUCGCCAGUAGCCACGCAGUGUCCCGGUCUACUUAGUGUCCAGCUGAUAAAGGAAAAUUCCGUCUUAUCGUCUUUGUCCUCAGCAGCACCAGCAGCCUCAACAAACACACCACCACACACACAAACACACACUCAACCUGCUGCUGCAAGCUUCAGUCUUUUGUCUGACUGCUGCAUCAGAUACUACUGACAUCUUUUUCUCUCUAUCAGACACACACAGGCUUUAACUGGCUCUGGCAUCCCAUACACUAUACUAGUAGGUGUGUACUGAAUUUUGUGGCGAUUUGACUAAACAAACAAGUUACAGUGGAUGUUUUGCAGAGCGCAUAGAGGUGUGAGAGAAAUUUUCCAAGUCAAUCUAACUUAUGGGGUUAAACAUUGGGGUUUAUUUUUUUAUUUUAUUUUAUUUAAAAUUUUUGGGGUUUAUUAACAGCACCACCAUGAGAUGUAUUUGCCAUAAAAACAACAGGCAAGGCGGUAUGGAUACAUUUUUUGACAAAUGUUACCUUUUUACCAUGACCAAAAGUUAACUUACCCAAAUACAUUUCAUAACUGUUAGUGUGUCAAUCAAAACAUAUUUUUUGCUAUUGUAUUGGAUGGUACAGAUGUACCUAAUGUUGUGGCCUGUCACCGGUGAGGCGGCUCAUUCAUUCCUAGCAUAUUCAAUCGCUUCAUAAGUGAACAUAUCCAAACUGAUCGAUGUUUAAUUCCCUCCUUUCUCCCUGUCAUUCUGGUCUUGAGUCGUUCCUGAAAAAAAUCCUGUAUCUUGUAUCUUCCUCUUUUCCUCUUCCGCCGCAUGUCCCAUGUGCAAUCUCCCUAUCUGUUGCAAUCUGCCCAUUUUCUCCCUUGCUCUCUACCCCCCAUGCAUGUCAAUGUUCUCUCUGUCCUGUCGCUGUCUUUCCCUUCCCUCUCGCCUCAUUGUCUCUCUCCUUCUCAGCAUGGACGCUCAGAAUUUUCAUGGGAAGGAAUCAAUCUGUCUAUGGAGGACACCACGUCAAUCCUGCCACGCCUCAAGAGGAACUCAAACGCCUACGGCAUCGGAGCUCUGGCUAAGUCUUCUCUGUCAGGUGUGUCAGGUGUGACCCGCUCCAUGAAGGAAAGAGUGACCAAGCCCACGGCCAUGGCUCAGGGUCGCGUCGCUCACAUGAUUGAGUGGCAAAACUGGGGCAUGCAGACGGUAGGCUCGGGGGGCCUCCCCCAGUCCCGCAUCACCACCCAGGAGCGGGAAAAGGAGCGGCGGCUGGAGAACGACGCCUACAGUGACCUGAGUGACGGCGAGAAGGAAGCUCGAUUCGCCGCAGGCAUCCUGCAGCAGUUUGCCAUUUCGGAGGCUACCCUCCUGGCCUGGUCAUCCAUGGAUGGCGAGAGCCCUAGGUCAGGUUCAAACCAGGGCAGCGUGGCCCAUCUGAGCGAGGUCAACCAGGAGAGCAUCACCAGUCGAGACCAGAUCUUGCACCACUCCUCAGCAGAGGUGUGGCCCCACACCUACGUCUCCCAGGGACACUACUGCCUCUCAUCCUCGGAUGCCUGGGAUCCCAUCAACAACGACCCGUCCGGUGUGGCAUCUCCUCCCGCUGGCUCCUACCUCGUGGGGACUGAGGGCUACGACGGGCAGGCAGCCGCUCACUUCCUGUCGCAGCAGCAGCAGCAGCAGUUCAGCCUGCAGCAGCAGAGCCAACUGCAGCAGCUGCAGCAGAUCCAACAGAUGCAGCACUACCAGCAGCAGCAGCUCCUGCAGUAUCAGCAACAACAGCUGCACAGCGCCAACCACUCUUUGCAAGCAACCCCCAACAGCACCAUUCACAGCCUGGUCCACCAAGUGCACCCGCCCCUGGUCGACCUGUGGAACACGGGACAGAUGGAGGCCUAUCAGGUGGAGGCUGGAGGCUACAUGGGCGUGGCAGCCGUGGUGGAGCCCAGCCUAUGUGUUCCUGGCGGAGAGGAGCUGGUGGGGAAUGAACACUCACCACUGCUGGAGCAGCAGGAAGAAGAGGAGGACAUUAAGGAUGGAGAGGUGACACUGUGUAUGGAGCCAGAGUCGGCCAUGUUGACUCCACCCACGCAGCCCGGGGACGCCUCCGGUGCAAGUAGUCCGGGGCAACUGCCGCCGGAGCCAGCGGUCGAGCAGAAGGCCUCCGACGCGGGGACGUCCAGCAGCCUUGCUCACACGCUACAGGAAGAAGAAGAGGAGGAAGAGGAGGGACAGCAGCAGCAAGAAGGGCCGGCUGCUUCCAUGGCAACCAACUGACUUCCUGAGCUGUGUGAAGUGACUCCUUGAUACAAACUGACCAGCGAAGUCAGACAUAGUAAUACAAUAUCUAUCUAUUAUUCUGUUGCUUUUCAGGUAUCAAAAACAAACAAAAAAAGAACAUUUUUUUGCAAGAUGGAUUGAAAGAAGACUGAUGGAAGACCUGAUGCAACAAACUUUGUAAGCCUUACAUCCCAAAGGUAAAUAGAGAAGAUGGAGGUGGAGGAGGCAGAGCUACACGGACAUUACCACCAGGGACCAUAAGGGGGUUGGGGGUGGGGUGGGUGGGGGUGUGGGGGGUGGGGGGGGUGCAUGCAUGCUUUUUUUCUGAUGACAAGUGACCCCAUCAUCCUAUAAUGAAAAUUUAACAUAAUACUAAAACAUGAUAAUAGGAAACAUUUUGUAAUAAAGCAGAAAAAGGAGCAAGAUAAAAAUACAUGUUUAAGUGUAUGGUAAAAUAUUAAUGAGAGGGGGGGCUGUUUACAACAUAUUAGAACAUUGUGCGACCCCUUUCUUACAUACAACCCCCCCAAAGGCAGGUUUUAAAGCCCUCCAAUGAUGAAUUCUUCCAUGACUGCACACACAUUAACACUGCACAGAUAAGGAUUGUACUGUAAAGAUAAGUGUGCUUCCUACUCUGUCUCUCUGUAUGCAUGUUCCUAUGGAGUACCUGUACUAUACAGCACUGUAUAGACUUUGCACUGAACCAUAGCGGGAGGAGGGUGGGAUUUACUGUGGGCUCGGAGCAGCGGAGGAAGAAAAAUAAAAGACAGAACUCUCUUUUUUUUUGGCACUGAUGCAAUCCAACCGAUCAGAGGUUGCCUUUUGGACUGUUGAUGUUCGCCGAGGCCCACUCUUGAAAGCUUUUAGCACCACACAAACACACACACACACAAACACACACACAACCAGAACACAACCACUUGACAACAACAUCAACCCUGAGUUAUUAAUAAUGUUGAUGACGAUGAUGAUGAACACUAUUUGAAUGUACGGGAACACUUUCAGUGGGAAUUUGUGUGUUGAAAUUUUGAUUCAUUGUUGGCUCAUGUGCACCCCAUCACCGCUACUGCUACUACUACACGGCUCCACAAGUUUUUGGACAGUGACGCCACCACAUUGCAUUACAAAUAAAACAAUCAAGAUGUGAUUGAUGAGUACAUUUUCAGCUUUAAUUUACGGGCUCUCACAAAAAUGGCCGUUGCCAUUUAGGAAUUACAGCCAUCGUAAGCCUAUAGUAUUUUAUUUUAUUUUAUUAGAGACAUUUUCAGGGACUCAAAAGUAUUUGGACAUAGUGACAGAAUUAUGAAUACAACCAUACAUACCACACCUGUCAAUGAUGACACACCCACUUUUGAGUUUGAUGGUGAAAAAUGAUGGUUAUAGUUACAAUUACAGGAUUUUUCUUUAAAAUGAUCUUUGUGUCACCACAAAUGUGUUGUGUUCAAAAUGCUCUGGAAGACAUGCUACUAUACAUGACUUAUAAAAACCACAAUAAACUGGUUGCAUUUGUGCACAAACCCUAAAACUAAUACUUUGUUGAAUCACCUGUUGUUUUAAUUACAGUACUCAGCCACGUUUCAAUUGGAUUCAGGCCUGGGCUCUGAAGUAUUGACAAAUGUGUUAAUUUGGACAUAAAUUAUAUUUAUGACGCCCCCUAUUGGUUGUGUUCAAAAUGCUUAGGAAGACAUGCCAGUCCCGUCCAUGCCCGUGCAAAAAUGUUUUUCCAUCAAGCUCAAAUUUGACAAACAUGUGCUUGUCAGUCCCCUAAAUGUAUGCACCAAAUUUCAUGUUGAUUAUGCUUAACACCCUAAAGUUACGUUUUGUAGAGUGUGCUGAGCUGUGUGAGAAAUUUCAAGUUUCACACUCAUGGGGUUUAAUAACAGCCAUGUGGUGUAUUUGUCAGACAAAUAACAGUACAGGCAACACAGCAGAACAGUGCAUGGUUUGACAAAUUUGCACCCUUUUGUGUGCCAGCGGGAGUAGAAGCGUUAGCUUGACUGUCUGUCAGGCUAAUGUGCAUAAUAUGGCAUUUCUAAAUGGUAAAUGCCACUAUUUUGUGAAACCUCUUCAAUUAAAGCUGAAGUCAACACUUCAAUUACAUCUUGAUUGUUUUCUUUUUUUUAAUCCGACGCGGUGGUGAAAUAUUGGCAACUUGUCCAAAUACUUGUGCACCAAAAACACACGAAUAUCUCAAUUGUAACCAGCAAUAGGCAGGCACAAGGCUGGCUUGCCGGUGCCACCUCUUGUUACAUAGAUGUAAAUAGUAUAGAAAAGAUAAAACACCUUACACUCACCAAUAUUCUACUACAGUAUUUUUUUUUCACUUUUUAUUUUAGGAUUUCUCCUAAAACAUGCUUGAAUUCAUGACUACAAGUUCCAUUAGAGCGAAGAUGAAAACGAGGGACGUGUGCUGCCCAGUCAGCCAAUCAGGGAAUAGAAGAGGCGGAGUUAAAGGCGUCUUCCUUGCUCAUGUGUGAGGCAACUGUUUGUGGAGUGUGACAUUCGUGUAUGCUGACGUUUUUUUUUAAUUUUAUAUUUUACACGGUCCUGAGAGGAAAGGAGAGAGGAGGUGGAGCUGAACAAGAUACUUUCUGUGUAUGGAGACUUUCCACCUUUUCUCAUGGUUUGUGUGAGAAACUUUUAAGCUAUAAAAAAACGGACUUGAAUGACUUGAUGUAUCGAUUGCUUCUUUAUGCAAUGUUGGGACAAUGUUUAUUUUUCUACUUGAAAUCCCUAAAACUACAACAGGUGUCAUGGUUGUAAAAGUAGUGGGGGUUGGUGCAAGAAGACAUUUUGGCGGGGGAUGAAAAGGCAGAUUUUGUUCGAUUUUGAUGAGUGUGGGAUGGCUCCAAACAAGAAUGUCUUUAUACAAUGGCACAUAUUCAUUUAUUUAUUUAGCAGUUUGGGAGGAUUAGCUUGUACAGAGUCUUAUCAUUUUAUUAAAUGCUGCUUUGGUUCAAUAUGGGCUCACCUCAGAGAGGAAACGUGCAUGGAAAAAGCAGAAUUGCCACUGUUUCUUCUUCUUUUUUUUGGCUGGGGGCUGAAUUUUUGCUUUUAUUUUGUUGAUCAACCAAUGAAUGAAUAAAUAAGAAGCCACAUUUAUUCCUGUGGAUGUUAAGGCUUUAAGGAUCACGUCUCUCUCCUUUUGUACGUGACUGUGACUCAAUCCUUUGUAUCUGUUGUCUAUAUUUCUAUGUUUGUGUGUAUGUGUUGUCUUGUUGGAAGAAUCACUGCCUGGUUAUAAAAAAAAAAAAGAAAAAAAAAGUCAAUUCAACCAAAGGAUAUUGGAGGCAAUCAGACAUAUAAUCUGAAUCCAAAAACAUGGCCGCUGUGUAAAAGUGUGUAUAAAAAUUGGCACUUACACAUGCUUGAUGGAGCAUUCUUCCUUCUUGUCGCCUCCUUUUUGUUUUUUUCCAUUCCCUUUCUCCUCUUCAAUACUGCACGACCGAACCUCCUUCCACCACUCCUCCUGUGGCCCAAAUAAAGACACAAACCAACAAAUGUCUUGUGCAAA
This is a messenger RNA of Dunckerocampus dactyliophorus (ringed pipefish), 7821 nucleotides long. RefSeq names its product family with sequence similarity 131 member Bb (gene fam131bb). The transcript is spliced from 9 exons. The record is from RefSeq and is a predicted model, not a curated record. Bases 2853 to 4304 code for a protein of 483 amino acids. Lineage: Eukaryota; Metazoa; Chordata; Actinopteri; Syngnathiformes; Syngnathidae.